AUGCUACUGCUACUGCUCUUUGUCUGUGGUUCCCUCCUCUACGCUGCUCUGCUCUUCAAAUUCAUCACCGGCACCGCUGAAGAAGAUUUCACUUUGACGUCAAAGGAGGUGUCAAUUGCGAAGAGAUUGAAGAUAAGAUUUGAUGGUGGCAUGUGGGUUUGCUUAUGUAUGAGGUCCUCAGAUAAUCUGGCAGGCUAUGAUGUCGGGCCAUGUGGCGAUGUGGAUCUAAUGAGGCUAGCUCUGGACAUGGUUGGUGCGCUCCAGAAUGAUAAGAUGGAGAAAAUGAUUCGACGUGCUCAUAAACACUCGACUACAGGGGAAAACAUGAUUCUCAAAGACAUGGCUGCCAUGCAUGGAGAUGCAUAUGUUUAA
Messenger RNA from Linum trigynum, 372 nucleotides. Lineage: Eukaryota; Viridiplantae; Streptophyta; Magnoliopsida; Malpighiales; Linaceae. The record is from the annotation of a GenBank genome assembly.